AUGGUCGCGGUAAAUCUCACACUGCCUCUCCUGGCAGCUCUGGCAGCAUCCCCAGGGCGUCUCGGAAUCGUGUGUGCGCGCUUUAAAGAAUCUCUCGAGCCAUGGGCGCCCGUCGCGAACAACACGUACAUGUACGCCAAGGGCUCCGUCCCGCAGACGAACGACAGCGUCCCGCACUCGGCGUUCCGCUCGUAUAUCCCCCUCAGGAACAUCGGACGGGAGGGCCACACGCACCUGUACCACAUUGUGCAGAACUACGACACGCUCGACGAGGUCAUGGUCUUUUCGCAGGCCGAUCCCUUUGAUCUCCUCGCGCCGGCCGUCAACACGACGGAGCAGAUGGUGCAGAGGGCGAUGCAGGUGGAGGAGAGGGACGUCACGCCGUUCAACGCGGCGUUGUUCCACGACCUGGCGGAUUGGGAGCAGAUCGAUUGGAACAGUUCCAAGCAGGCGCUGUGGAUCAAGCCGAGCCAGAUCAAGACGUUGCAGCUCGCGCCGUAUACCCCGGCGCAGUUCUGGACGAGGGUGAUGGGGGGACAGCACCCGCCCGCCAUCCGAGCGAUGCACGGGGGUAUUUUUGCCGUUAAACGCGAGACGAUAUGGAGUUUGCCGAGGACAGUUUAUCAGAAUGCGCUGGAUGAGUUCGAAAAGGCGAAUUCGAGUAACCCUGAGAUAGGAUUUUUCAUGGAGCGAAUGUGGGCGCCGAUGUUCUCGCAGAAAUAUAGAUUGAACUCGGUGCAAAUUCCGUAA
Molecule: messenger RNA, 750 nt
Organism: Colletotrichum truncatum
Lineage: Eukaryota; Fungi; Ascomycota; Sordariomycetes; Glomerellales; Glomerellaceae
Source: RefSeq, a predicted model, not a curated record